Messenger RNA from Symbiodinium sp. CCMP2592, 333 nucleotides. The record is from the annotation of a GenBank genome assembly. NCBI's taxonomy places the organism in Eukaryota, Dinophyceae, Suessiales, Symbiodiniaceae.
AUGGCGCGUAGACCGUGGCCGAGGCGCAACUGGCUACAAAAGACUCUGCAGAUCCUUUGCCUUCUGUUACUUUGCAUCUGGUUUUACGGGAUGCCCGGGGAUCCGCUGAACUUUGUCGACGAAGAAGCGAUGUGGGACAGCAUUUUCUCGCAGGACGCAGCUGUGGAGACGAUUCCACAAGUUCUUGCAACGUAUGAUUCCAGGAUUGGCGUCGUUCGUUCUCCUGCUCAGGCGCCAUUGUCGCUGCUGAUAAUGUCCUUGGUCGUUGUUCUCGGUGUCCCAUUUUUCGCUGAGAAUAUUGAUGUGCUGUUGCCACGAUGGCAAAGUGAUUAA